Messenger RNA from Tribolium castaneum (red flour beetle), 1633 nucleotides. RefSeq names its product UDP-glycosyltransferase UGT5-like. NCBI's taxonomy places the organism in Eukaryota, Metazoa, Arthropoda, Insecta, Coleoptera, Tenebrionidae. The transcript is spliced from 4 exons. The record is from RefSeq and is a predicted model, not a curated record. The coding region runs from base 63 to 1586 and encodes 507 amino acids. Gene Ontology annotation, molecular function: UDP-glycosyltransferase activity.
UAUUUAAACUAGACCAUUAAACUCAACUUCGUAGCUUGAAUCGAUCGACCAAGUUAGCAACAAUGUACCUUAAAACACUAGUAUUUUGUGCACUUUUAAGCCUUUGCAAUGGCUACAAAAUACUGGCUGUUUUUCCAACACCAUUUCACAGCCAUUGCACUUUAGCCUCCAAACUUGUAACAGAAUUAGCUAAGAGGGGCCAUGAAGUCACUUACCUCAGCCCGUUUCCCAAAAAAACCCAAACUAAAAACUUGAGAGAAAUUUCUUUGGAAAGUAUCAUUCCGGUAAUCAAUGAACGGAAAAAACAGUUACUCUCAUUAAAUGACCACAGUGUUUUCCACACUGUGCACUUUCUUACGAAUAUGGGUUACGCGGUAACGGAAGAGUUCUAUCGGAACGAGAAUGUGCAAAAAUUGUUAAAGUCGCAAGAACACUUCGAUCUGAUAAUAUUGGCACAAUUUGUAAAUGAAGGUUUGGUUGGGCUUGCCCAUCACUUCAACGCCCCUUUUGUCCUAAUGUCUUCAAUGCCCCUUUUCGCUUGGAGCAAAUUUUUUCUAACCCAUCCGGCACCAUCGUCAUAUGUCCCAAAUUUGUUGACUCCAUACUCAGGUCAUAUGAAUUUUUGGCAACGCCUCUGUAACAGUAUUUACGACGUUUAUUCGAUACUCUACCACCAGUGGGUCAUUUUGCCAAAACAUAACCAAGUGAUCAAAAAACAUAUACGGGGUGAGCCAGACGUACACAAUCUCCUUAACAAUGCUAGUCUUCUGUUGGUCAAUUCGCACGUCAGUGCAAAUGAACCCACAGUUCAAAUACCAAAUGUGGUCGAAAUGGGUGGCAUGCAUUUAGAAGAACCCAAAAAACUGCCGGAGGAUCUCCAGAAAUUUCUGGACGGUUCCAAAGAUGGUGUUAUAGUGUUUUCCAUGGGUUCGAAUUUGAAAAGUUCGGACUUGCCACGGGACAAAAGAGAUGCAAUUCUUCGGGCGUUUUCGAAAUUGAAGCAAAAUGUUUUGUGGAAAUGGGAAGAGGAGGAACUUCCAGGACAACCAAAAAAUGUCAAGUUGAUGAAAUGGAUGCCACAAACGGACAUUUUGGCUCAUCCAAAUGUCAAAGCUUUCGUCACCCAUGGCGGACUACUAAGUACCAUGGAAAGUAUCUACCGUGGGGUACCAACAAUUGGAAUACCCAUUUUCUCGGACCAGAAAACCAACAUGGAAAUUGCGGUUUCGUACGGUUAUGCCCUUCUGCUACCUUUACAAGAACUGACCGAAGAAAAAUUAUCCUCAGCUUUAGAUGAAAUUUUAAGCAAUCCUAAGUAUAGAGAAAAUGUCUUAAAGCGAUCGAAAAUAAUGAAAGAUCGCCCGAUUAAGCCGCUGGAUAACGCCAUCUAUUGGAUUGAAUACGUUAUCCGCCACCAAGGAGCCCCCCAUCUUAGGUACCCCGGAAUGGACUUGAACUGGUUUCAAAGAAAUCUGCUGGAUGUUGGCGCUUUUGCCACAAUUGCGCUUUUGCUUAUUUUGGCUUUAAUUCGUUUAAUUGUGAAACUAAUUUUUAACAAAAAGGUGACCAAAGAAAAAAUUAACUAAUUCAUUAUUUUAAUUUGAAAUAAAUAAAGAAAGAGAUAUCGCCUAGA